Molecule: messenger RNA, 2445 nt
Organism: Kazachstania africana CBS 2517
Lineage: Eukaryota; Fungi; Ascomycota; Saccharomycetes; Saccharomycetales; Saccharomycetaceae
Gene: TAF5
Product: chromatin modification protein
Exons: 1
Coding region: 1-2445 (814 amino acids)
Biological process (GO): transcription initiation at RNA polymerase II promoter
Cellular component (GO): transcription factor TFIID complex
Molecular function (GO): protein binding; RNA polymerase II general transcription initiation factor activity
Source: RefSeq, a predicted model, not a curated record
AUGGCACAACCGAAUCAGAAUAAAAAUAACAAAAAUCAACAACAACAACAACAACAACAACAACAACAACAGCAGCAGCAGCAACAACAACAACGACAGAGCUCGAAUAGCGCACAACAAGCAAAUAAUGGCAAUGCUUCACAACAGCAGAGUAGACCCUCCAGUCAGUUCUCUGCGCAGGAUCUUAACAGAAUUGUCUUGGAGUAUUUGAAUAAAAAAGGUUACCAUCGGACAGAGGCAAUGUUAAGGGCAGAAAGUAGUCGUACCAUUACACCGCAAAAUAAGAAAUCUCCAGGAACCACAAAGAAUGGCAAGCUGCCGGAACCUUCUACGACUCCUCCCGUAUCAGAUAAGACUGUGAAGCCCGUCAGUAAUCCCAUUUUACCACCACAACAGCAACCCGGUGUCAAGAGAGACAAUGAAGGCUCUGUAAUAAUGUCAAGUGAACAACAGGUGAUCAAUUCCAUGUCUCCUGGAAAUUAUAUUAGAGCAUAUUCAUUACUGAAGAAUUGGAUCGAUGAAUCAUUAGAAAUUUAUAAACCAGAAUUAAGCUAUAUUAUUUACCCAAUAUUCAUCUACCUUUUUUUAAAUCUAAUUAGCAAAGAUGCCAUUGUCGCAAGAAGGUUUUUCGAUAAGUUUUCCAGUGAUUAUAAAAUCUUGCAUGGUACAGAUAUUAAUAGACUUUAUAGUAUCAAUUCAGUUGAUCAUAUAAAGGAAAAUGAAACUGCAAAUGCAUUCAUCUCGGGUAAAUAUAGAAUCACCAUUUCAAAGACAAUAUUGAAUCUUCUACUUUAUUUUUUAAAUGAAAAUGAAAAUGUCGGUGGAUCGCUCAUCCUAAGUAUGAUAAAUAAACAUUUACAACCAGUUAUAGUGAAUUCCCCAGUGACUGCAAAAGAUAGACUAGCAGACGGUUUAAAAAUCGAAUCUUCCACUAAUGAUAACAAUAAUGCCAAUGUAAAUCUAGAAAUUAAUUCUAUUCCUGUAAAAUUAGGUCCUUUGCCAAAAGAUGAAGAAUUUGUAAAGGAAGUUGAAACCGAAUUGAAAAUUAAAGAUGAUCAAGAGAAACAGCAACAAGAUAACAAUGAUGCAAACACAAAGACUCUUCUUCAAGAAUAUAAAUCGAUACAAAAUGACACUGCUUCUGAUGCAGCUACUGUAACAGAUAAAAAUGAAGACGAUAAAGAUAAAAGUGACAAUUUGAUAAAAGAAACUAAAGAGGAAGUUCUUGAAGAAAAUAAAAAUAUAAUAAAAACACCUGUUGAAUCUAAAGCAUUCAUGGUCUCUCCAUCCAUUGACACACUUCCUUUACCAUUAAAGACAUCACUAGAUUUAAAAUUAGAAAUUCAAAAGGUAAAAGAGUCUCGUGACGCGAUCAGGUUGGAUAAUAUACAAACUUCAUUACCAAGUGUUUGUAUGUAUACUUUCCACAAUACAAACAAGGAUAUGUCCUGUUUGGAAUUUAGUGAUGACUGUAGAUUGGCUGCUACUGGGUUUCAAGAUAGCUUUAUUAAAAUUUGGUCAUUAGAUGGUUCAUCACUUGUGACCAAUAAAUUACCAAGUUAUAAGAAAGAAGAAAUUCUCACUACAGGUGAUGAAACAUCAUCAUUACUUAUCGGUCAUAGCGGAGCCGUGUACUCUACAAGCUUCAGUCCAGACAAUAAGUUUCUAUUAUCAGGAUCUGAAGAUAAAACUGUUAGAUUAUGGUCAAUGGAUACUCAUACAACUUUGGUUAGCUACAAAGGUCACAAUCAUCCUGUAUGGGAUGUGAAGUUUUCACCAAUGGGUCAUUAUUUUGCAACUGCAUCACAUGAUCAAACAGCAAGAUUGUGGUCAUGCGAUCACAUUUAUCCACUACGUAUCUUUGCAGGGCAUUUAAACGAUGUCGAAACAGUUUCAUUCCAUCCAAAUGGUUGUUACGUUUUCACUGGUUCAGCUGAUAAAACUUGUAGAAUGUGGGAUAUAAGCACGGGUGAUUCUGUCAGACUAUUUUUGGGUCACACUGCGCCUGUUUUAACAACAGCUGUAACGCCAGAUGGCAGAUGGCUAUGUACGGGUGGCGAAGAUGGUGUCAUUAAUGUUUGGGAUAUAGGAACUGGUAAAAGAUUAAAGCAAAUGCGUGGACAUGGUAAGAACGCUAUUCAUUCAUUUUCAUUUAACAAAGAAGGCAACAUUUUGAUCAGUGGCGGUGCCGAUCAUUCUGUGAGGGUUUGGGACCUCAAGAAAGCUACUCCUGAACCAAGUGCAGAGCCGGAACAGCCUUUUGCAGGCUAUGUUGGAGAUGUUACCGCUUCUGUUAACCAAGAUAUCAAAGAAUUUGGUCGUAGGCGCGCGAUUGUCCCAACAAGUGAUCUUGUAGCCUCAUUCUUUACCAAGAAGACACCUGUUUUCAACGUUAAAUUCACCAGGACUAACCUAGCACUAGCGGGUGGUGCUUUUAGAGAUUGA